AUGGGGGAGGUGCCAUUGGCUUCACUCUCCCUGACCCACGUUCAUUAUAACCCCUCUGAUCCCCUGUCCUUCCUCUCUGCCUGGCUCGCUCUGGUUCCGCAGGCACUAUGUGUGGCCUACGUCACUCUCAUCUGGGCUACAAGGGAAGCCGAGGUGCUUCUCAUGUUUGCCGGGCAGAUGGGCUGUGAGGCCUUGAAUUUUGUGCUGAAACGUAUAAUCAAAGAGGAACGGCCAAAGCAAAUGUUCGGUAAAGGCUACGGUAUGCCGUCAUCUCAUGCCCAAUUUGUCUCUUACUUCGCCGUGUACCUGUCGCUGUUUCUUCUCUUCCGACACGCCCCUACCCUGCCUCAUUCGGACGCGAAACUACACUACUUCCUCAGAUUAGUGCUUUCUGUGGGACUAUGCUUUGGUGCCGGUAUGGUGGCCAUUAGUCGGGUUUACUUGAACUACCAUACCCCGAAGCAGGUCCUAGCAGGCUGUGGUGCUGGAGUUGGGUGUGCGCUGGCUUGGUUUCUUGUGACGGAAGUGAUUCGAACCUAUGGCUGGCUAGACUGGGCCUUAGACCUGUCAAUAUCCAGGCUUUUCAGAAUCCGGGAUUUGGUGGUAAGUGAAGAACUUGACGAAGCCGGAUGGCAUCGGUGGCAAUCGAAGCGGAAGUUGAAACGUCAAGAAAAUAGGGAUGACCAGUCCCGCAAAUCGGAGUAA
This is a messenger RNA of Aspergillus melleus, 705 nucleotides long. RefSeq names its product phosphatase PAP2 family protein. Gene Ontology annotation, cellular component: intracellular membrane-bounded organelle; endoplasmic reticulum membrane. Gene Ontology annotation, biological process: lipid biosynthetic process; protein N-linked glycosylation. The coding region runs from base 1 to 705 and encodes 234 amino acids. The transcript is spliced from 3 exons. The record is from RefSeq and is a predicted model, not a curated record. Lineage: Eukaryota; Fungi; Ascomycota; Eurotiomycetes; Eurotiales; Aspergillaceae. Gene Ontology annotation, molecular function: dolichyldiphosphatase activity.